AUGUUCUUCAGGAUCUCUGUAGCUACGAUAGCCCUCAUCUCGCUUGCUGAAGGCAUCGUGGUCGGCCGUUCAACUGGUGAUGAGGAGUCCCUUUGCGGUAGCUUGGACCCCCUAGAGUGCACACCGGAGCUCAUCAACCUAGUGAAGGAGCUGGAGGCGGAGCUCAUCGAGCAAGAUGAUGAGGAGCGUAUUGCCUCAUACCAUGAAGAUCCUCAGCUAGCAGCAGUUUCGGCUGAUGGUAGCUUCUCAUAUCCGCCGGGUUGUACACCGGAUGUGCGCCCGCAAAACAGGUACUACUGCUUCCACGGCAAACGCAAUACAACUGGUAAAGAGAAGAAGCAAGUGACAGCCAUUGUUGAUCUUUUCGAUAUCAAUGACCCACAGGACAAUGUCGUUAUUGGUCUCACAGCCGAGUUCGAGUGCAAGACUGCGAUGAGGCUGAGCACCCACGCCGGCGGUGAGGCAGAGGUGGUAGCUUUUGGUAACAAAAAAAGGCUUGGCGCGUACCUAUCCUUGGCGACCUAUGAUGUGGAAACCCCCAAACCUGGGCUACUCGGUCGCGUGCAGAAGAACCUAGUCGCUAAUCCUCACUUCAAAAUCUAUGUUUUCAGCUACCUAGCUUUGGACAUUGAGCAUUUACCCAGUAAUACUAGCUAUAUGUACGCUACAAAUGCUGGGAAUAUGGGCUUCAACGUGACAACAUCGAUCUCUAAGAAGGUUACACUUGGUACUGUUGAUGCUUCCUUCUCUUUGACCUUGGAUACUCUUAAGGCCAAUGACAGCAUAUGGGACCUUAAGGGUACAGCGAAGGCCUCCGUCACUAAUGCAUUGAUCAAGUUACACUUCCCGGUGACCUUCCUUAGGGAGAGAAUCAUCCUGCCACAGUAA
Messenger RNA from Perkinsus marinus ATCC 50983, 888 nucleotides. RefSeq lists its product as hypothetical. NCBI's taxonomy places the organism in Eukaryota, Perkinsozoa, Perkinsida, Perkinsidae. The transcript has a single exon. The coding region runs from base 1 to 888 and encodes 295 amino acids. The record is from RefSeq and is a predicted model, not a curated record.